ACAUUGGACGUGUAGUCGACACGAAAACCAGGAAGUAACUUAUUUUCCUGCUGUCAACGAUGGAGCAAACUACAAGUGAAAAACCUCAAAAAACAUUUACGUGCCAGUUGUGUGAUUUGAGUAGCCCCUUUACUUACUACGGCCAGAAGCCGCCCAACACCAGAGCUAUUGUGUUGCUUGAGGAGUGUUUUGUGACCAAGGACCCCUUCAGUCCAGACAAGGAAAAGUUUCUAGUGUUGGGGUCUUCCUGCAGCUUGUGCAACAAGUGUGUGUGUGUUGGAUCGGACUGCAGUCUCUACUACACCAAGAGGUUCUGCAUGCAGUGUGUGAACAAACACUUGGACCAGUUCCCCCAUCAGAUUCAGGCUGAGCUGGCUAAGAAGAAGCAGAGCUCCAAGGCUGCCGUCUCAUGACGUCUUGCAAGACGUCCAUAACCUGCUCACCAGUCUGCACCAAAUGCCAGAGUACAUUUAUCGCAGUAAAGCAUGUGCAAAGGUGAUUUGCCAGGCAAAACCAUACUGGAGGGAACCACCAGAAAAUGUCUGUGGACUGUAUCAUCUUGCAAUCCUGUUAUUUAUUACUCAUAAAGACUUAUAAUAUCUUUUAAUUACCAGAGGAGUUUUUUCCACCUUCGUGUCUCCACUGGUAAAUAUGUUAACAUUCAAUUACAGAUGUAAAAUUACAAUUAUUGAGCCUAUCGCUUGUUCAGGGCAAGUUCAGCUACUAUUCUUGGAUAUUACAACCCCGAAUGCAUGACUCAAACAAGUGUAGUAACUGUGUAACUAAUGUUUGUUUUAGUGGCUGAAUCUGACGCCAUUGCAUCAGCCCACUCAGCCACAUCCAUCCAGCAGCUCCUUCUGCUGUGGCAUCUUCAUGAGACACUAAAAAGGCACAAAUCUUUUCACCGAACAAUCAAAAACGCUAGAAAAUAAUGCCGUACAGAGAUGACAGUAAUAUAUCUACGGAUUUAGAUUUACUGGUGGAGAAAGCAAAACUUCGAGUUCCAGGUUGAGGUUUUAUAUCAAGUAUGAUCUAAGUCGUAAUAUUUCUAAUGGUGAAGAAAAGUGUGGCCCUUAAUGUGUUGGUUAUGCAUGUGUGACCGUAACAAAAUGUUCCCGUGCCUCAUUUUUCACUUACCGGCCGAAUCAGUGCGCUCAGGCUGAUUUUCAGUUCAAGGGCGGCGCGCGCAGCUUGCAGGAGCAACAUAAACACAUUAUGGAUUAAGUUCGAUGGCGGCGAUAACAUCGAUAAAACAGACGGCCUCGCUGUGUUUAUCACGAGAUGCUUGAGUCUUUUCAAGGGUUAAUUGAAACAGCAUGGACUCAUAGGCAGGCCCAGCGAUUUUUUACUGGCAAAGGCUGCAGAGGAAUGCAGAUGUCACUAGCUGCACAGUUUAAUACGGGACAUUGUGAACUCCUGGUUAAGUAGCGCUUACUGUUGCUGUUUUCGGCCAGUGAUUACAGGAUUAUGCAGCUCUGGGCAGCACGGAAAACAAAUUGAAGAUAUGAAUUUCUUUGAGUUGUGAAGUCUUAAAUGGGAACUUCUAAACAUUUGUUGUUGUGUUUUUUUUUUUUUUUGUUUUAUUUUAAAACUUCACCGGGCUCCUUGGCGUUUAAAUUCUAAGCACACACACGCAAUUACAAGCAGUGAAGCACAAAAACCACCCCUGUGGCACCGGUGGCAAAGUCUGACAGCGAUAGGCUCCGUGCCAACAAUGACGGAAGGCCUCUGGCUGAGAGCUGAUGUCAUUGGAGGCUGAUUUAAAGCUUUCUCUCACAGUUUUUCUGCAAGAAACCUCGCUCCCCGUCUCUGUGCCCUUCAGUAACCUUGAAUUUGUAACUGAAUGGAUUUACACUGAUUGAAUCAAGCGUGCCUAAGCCGUUUAUGAGCCACCAAAUCAGAUCAUGCAGUGAUAUCUAUCAGCAUACAAUCAUUUGAUGAUUGAUUUAUCUGAUAGGACUACCAGCCUGGAACAGGGCUUCAAACUGCCACUAGCAGUGUUUUGUUUUAUUUUUUUGUUGUUUUUUUGUUGUUGUUGUUCCUUAUCAGGUGUCAUAGUCGAUGUUCUUUAUUCGCCACAACCUGCAGUGCACUAAUACUAAAUGUCAGCACAUGAGAUCAAAUAAAGUCUGUGACCUUUAA
Mugil cephalus (flathead mullet) is the source of this 2142-nucleotide messenger RNA. RefSeq names its product cysteine rich DPF motif domain containing 1 (gene cdpf1). The transcript has 3 exons. NCBI's taxonomy places the organism in Eukaryota, Metazoa, Chordata, Actinopteri, Mugiliformes, Mugilidae. The coding region runs from base 60 to 413 and encodes 117 amino acids. The record is from RefSeq and is a predicted model, not a curated record.